AUGAAAGUCUCACUUGCAGCAGUCCUGUCUCUGGGAACGGUCUCGACUCUGCUCGCAGUCACCGAUGGGACCCCGCUUGGACUCCGCGGCAAUGCGCUGAACACUCGAUCCUGCGCCCACAACUGUACCAGUGUUGCUACGAUUGGCACAUAUACCACCGAAACCCUAUCGGACUACCUCGUACGGAAGCGUGACGGAGUUGAAGGGGUACUCUCCGAGAUCCUUGCCAGGGCAGGCCCCUUGAUAUCCCCCAAGGGUCCCAAAGGGAAAGAUGGUGAUUCAUCCUCAGAUGCAGCACCAAUCUCUUUUACUGGUGGAAGUGGAGACAAGACUGAUGGCGACACCCCUGGAAGUCUCGACGGCCCGAUCAUUGGGAAUAGACCACCCGCUGAUCGUGAUGGUGGAGAAGGGAGUGGAACUCGACAACCUGUCCCUGGUGAAGCAGCUCCUGUGACUGCCGCAACUUUCCCGGAUGCAAAAGAUGAAGCUGUUCGACAGAUUGGCGCCUCUCGACAAGACGACUUGAAGAAUGCCAUCUCCACGAAUCGUGCUGACAAUGAUAAAGGUAGCAUUGAGUCCAAAGGGUACGUCAGAAUGCCUGAUGAGGAACAAGGCGUGACUGGACCUCUCCACACCUCAAAUGGUGACCAGGGUCGAUAUCUGGCACAGUUUGGUAUUAAGGCUGCCAAGGACGUGAAACUGGAAAGCGGAUGGAGGUCUGAAAAGAUCAAGAACAGUGCCGAUGAGAAGACACUCGAUAUCUCGCGAUAUGCCGUCAGUGUACCAGAGAGAACCAUAAUUUUGAAGGACUCCCGGAACGCACAGCACGACGAGAAUCUCCAGCCUGGUGGUGAUGAGGCGAAGGCUUUGAAGCUGAGAGACAUGACAAUGGACAGCUGGCGCGUCGCAGCAGGUGAUGCAAAUACCGUGAAAGAUCUUAAAUGGAUUGUUCGUGAUGACGUGGUAACUACAGAGACACGGCAGGCCAUCAACGCAGCCUUCAGUCUGGCUGGAAUUGAUCGAAAGACAAAGGCUGUAUUCAAGCCUACAGCAGCGAACCCAAACGAGCUUGCCGCCUAUCAGCAGUUUGCUGGUUCGAUCCACGGACGAGGAAUGUUACAGAUGUUGACUGACCACCACGGAGAACUCGGAAAUCUUGAAGUAAUGGCCUUCCAUGUGUUCACGGACGGUACCACGAAAAAUCAAAAGAACAAGAAUCCAGACACAGUACCGGGUUAUUAUUCUAUCGUCAUCGAGCUUGGUCGUCUGUAA
Messenger RNA from Cadophora gregata, 1272 nucleotides. RefSeq lists its product as uncharacterized. The record is from RefSeq and is a predicted model, not a curated record. The coding region runs from base 1 to 1272 and encodes 423 amino acids. The transcript is spliced from 2 exons. Lineage: Eukaryota; Fungi; Ascomycota; Leotiomycetes; Helotiales; Ploettnerulaceae.